AUGUUCAUCCACUUUCUUUCUUGGCCCUCCCAACAACACACGAACACACACAUAGAUACACCCUUCGGUAUCGUGGGUUCCGAUGACAACAACCAACACAUAUGUUACGAUUCAGUUUAUCAAUCGAUUCUCUGUUUUGUUGGUGAAGAGGAAGGUUCAAAGUAUGUUUUGCGUGAUGGGGUUAGAGAUGUAGUCAAAUCGGGAUGUGGCAAGGAGAAUAUUGAUCCAAAUUUUAUCAAAUCUGAACUAGCAGCGAUGGAUAAAAUUAUCGAUGGUGGUAAGAACGUUGAAAUUCAUAAUACUUUUCAAAUUUAUGGAAAUAAUAAGACAAUCAAUGAUUUGGUGGAAGAAAAGGGAUUCGUUUUGAUACAAGCUACUUCUGAUAUGGUUAAAGGGUUCAAUUCUUCCUAA
Lactuca virosa is the source of this 411-nucleotide messenger RNA. The record is from the annotation of a GenBank genome assembly. NCBI's taxonomy places the organism in Eukaryota, Viridiplantae, Streptophyta, Magnoliopsida, Asterales, Asteraceae.